AUAAGGACUUGUGACUCACUCAUUCUCUGAUUGGUGGACUCAGCAGAAGGACCUUUGAUACCUGGAGGAUGGCUUUGCUGACCACCUUAGAAGAAAAUAUCUGACUCUGGAUCAAUCACGAAGAGAGCCGACCGCUGAGAACCGAGUUUGAGUAAGUGCAGAGUUCUCAGUGUCACGUGACUGAAGUGGAGGCUGCUGGUUGGACGACGCUGUUGGCGCCACAAUGAGCAGAGAUGGCGAGGUGGUCUGUUCAGGUUGGCUCAGGAAAUCUCCACCGGAGAAAAAGCUGCGCCGUUACGCCUGGAAGAGGCGUUGGUUUGUGCUGCGUAGCGGCCGGCUGAGCGGUGAGCCUGAUGUUCUGCAGUAUUACAAGAACGCACAUUCCCGUCGACCCAUCAGAACCAUAAACCUGAGCAUGUGUGAGCAGGUAGACGCUGGCCUGUCGUUCACAAAGAAGGAACUGGAGAAAAGCUUUGUUUUUGAUGUAAGGACGGAGGAGAGGACGUGGUACCUGGUGGCUGAGUCCGAGGAGGACAUGAAUCACUGGGUGGCCUCCAUCUGCCUGCUGUGUGGCUUCAACCCAACAGACGAAGUACAUGAUGGCCUUCCCGUCUCCAGCACUUCCCCUGGCCUUACCAUUACCACGGUAACGGUCUCUGGUGCCCCCUAUGAGCCUGUCGGAGUGAACCCCCAGGUGAAGGAAGGUGGCAGUGUGGAGGAUUACAUGUGGCUAGCGCAAUGUCGAACUCACAUCAGGCCUCCACAAGGUUCCUCCACCUCUCUAGAUAGCGACAGUGGCGACAACCUCUUUCCUACUCCCUCUAUCGCCUCUUCCUCCUCUUCGCCCUCGCCCCCCCGACUUCCCACCAGCCUCCCUCCGCCUUCCUCCGGCUCUCGGACGGCGUCGUGGACAUCUGCUGCCACAACAGAUGCCCUUAGCCAGUCUCUGAACUCUAGCACGAGUCUUUAUGUCCAGAGAGUAGGCGAGAGACCUCGAUGUCACCCCUCUCCACAUCCAAGGAAGCAUUCACUGGAUUUCCACCUGCGCCCCGUGGCAAUAGCUACAUCCAGUGGCUACCAGAUACCACGCCCGAUCGCUGCACAUCAGCCAGCCCCUUCUCUGCGCCCGUACUCCACCCCUAGUGUGGACUCAUUAACACAGGCUGAGCUUUUCACCUCCACUCCGACUCCUCCACCGCGCCCGCCUAAGCCCAUUGCUAUGGCAGCCAUCGGUGAAAGUCUGACGAACGGGCAGGGCUCUGAGUCGGGGCCGAAGCCCGGAAGCGUGGAAAAUGCCGAGGGAGUGACCAGGAGUAACUCUGCCUCCACACCGAGACGCUGUGAGUCCCUGACGCUGUCUCGCUCGCUCUCAGAUAGAGCGAGCCUGUUUGACUUCAGUGAUAGCUUCAACAGCUACUUUUUGAAUAAAGGCAUGGUGCCGCUGGGCAGUGUUUGCUCCGAAGACAACGACGCGGAUGAAAAUUACGUUCCCAUGAACGCCGCCACCAUCGAGUCCCCUCACCUGCCGCGACCGUCGGAGACACCCCACAAUCACCAGGAGGCCAACUACGUUCCCAUGACCCCUCUCGGCCCUCACCUCCCCGCUGCAGCUGACCCGCCGUCAUUGGGGACACAGGUGCCCCCGGCUGCUCACACGGGUUUUCGUAUACCCCCGUUGACGCCCCUCACUGCCCCUCACCCGAGGGAGGGAGAGCUGGAGACAGUGCCGCCGCCCGUUCAUCGCAAUUUGAAGCCACAGCGCAGAGUCAGACCAGCGCCCCUCAACAUCCCUCCAGUGCAGCAGGACUGGCAAGAAGUCCCGCCCCCUGUGCGUUCACCUGUCACUCAGACCUUCACAAGACCCCCGUCCAGUCGUCGUACAAUCAGGCCCACCUCCUCCCACAGUUCAUUUUCCUCCUCCGACUCUGAUGAUCCCGACGACAGCUACGUUGCCAUGACGAACAGCAGUCUCAGCUUCAGCGCAGAAGAGCGUUGUCUGAGGCUCAUGCUACAUCGUGCAUCUGAGGGAGGAGUCAGCAGCCCAUUGGUCAGGCGAGCCAGAGGCAGCAAACAUGUGGAGUACCUGGACCUAGACCUCCACGUGGGACGAGUGACACCGACAAGGCAGAAACGCUGCACGGAGGAUAGCGGUGUCAAGCUGGCUGGAGGCGUCGAGGAGCACGCCCGGGGAGAGCGAACUCGUGUGGACUACGUGGUGGUGGACCCCAAGAGGACCAAGGCCCUGAGGAAUACCAGGGAGGCGUGGCACGAUGGGAGAAUGUCCACGGAGAAGUGCAAGGAGCACAGCUGAGAAGCCAAGUAUGGUCGUAUCUGUGCUAACAUCAAUGGUUCAAAACCUUAUUUUUUGUAGCUAAGCCCAAAUCUCAACAUAUCCAAGAGCAUCUCUAAAGAUGAUUUUAGCACAUGGAUUUUACUUCUUUCUGUGAAUAAACAACACUGAAAACAUCACUUAACGAGGUUUCAGAGUGACUUAAGCUGCCCCUUUUUGUUCUGAAUUUAAUCUCUCUCAAACUUUUUAUUUUUUGCUAAGUAUACUAAGUAUACAUGGUUACUAAGAGCAAAUUUUGAAAGUAUAGUGUUGUUCUAAACCAUUACGGCCGUUAUUUAUUCACCGAAAAUGACAUAAGUAAUAUUUCUGUCAAACAUUGAAGAAGCUCCAUUCUGUGCCUUGUAAUAUCAAACAGAUGUUUGAUUUAAAAAAAUACCUGUAUACAAUUUUAAAACUUGCAGUGCACUGAGACCGUAGUACAGUUUAUUCAACUUUACCAUGAAUUGAUUAAAGUAGACCCCGACUUAAACAAGUUGAAAAACUUAUUUGGGUGUUACCAUUUAGUGGUCAAUUGUACGGAACUGUGCAAUCUACUAAUAAAAGUCUCAAUCAAUCAAUCAAGUCCCAAGGCCAAAUCCGAACUGGGAAUGACACUAUUAGCCCCCCAAGUUCAGUUAAAAAUUUGGAAAAGACUAUAGAUUUUUUGCAGCAAAUUGAAUAUAAUGAAAACACCAUAACGCUCAUAGAGAAACUUGGACAAACACAUUGGCAGAGUCUUGCAUUGCCAUUUUAACCUCCCAAAGCAUCUACUACAGUAGACUCAUCUGUAUAUUGGAUAACUGGUCCAUCUUUUCUGAAAUGUGCAACUCUAAAAGAAAAUAGACCAAAAACAAAUGUCCAGUAUGAAUGCCCCUGUGGUCUUCAGCUCUCUGCAAAUGUAGCCCUUUGAACAAUUUAGUUGAAUAGCUCUGCCAUUGUAAGUGAACCAGAAAGUGUCAAAUUUAUUUUGCAUUGUUUUGUGUGUAAACCUUACUUCCUUUUCCCCUAUUUCUUUUCCCGCGACCCCGAAAGGGAAUAAGCGGUAGAAAAUGGAUGGAUGGAUUUCCUUUCCUUCUUAUGUUUUGCAUAUUUAUAGACUGCCACACUGAUACAGGAGUUCCUUUAAUCUCAUUGUCCCUGUGUAUAAUGACAAUAAAAGGCAUUCUAUUCUA
Molecule: messenger RNA, 3501 nt
Organism: Nerophis ophidion (straightnose pipefish)
Lineage: Eukaryota; Metazoa; Chordata; Actinopteri; Syngnathiformes; Syngnathidae
Product: GRB2-associated-binding protein 1-like
Exons: 12
Coding region: 224-2311 (695 amino acids)
Source: RefSeq, a predicted model, not a curated record